Rhopalosiphum padi (bird cherry-oat aphid) is the source of this 591-nucleotide messenger RNA. Its product is annotated as jerky protein homolog-like. The transcript has a single exon. Gene Ontology annotation, cellular component: nucleus. The record is from RefSeq and is a predicted model, not a curated record. NCBI's taxonomy places the organism in Eukaryota, Metazoa, Arthropoda, Insecta, Hemiptera, Aphididae. Bases 1 to 591 code for a protein of 196 amino acids. Gene Ontology annotation, molecular function: DNA binding.
AUGUGGUUUUGCCAAGAAAGAAGGAAAGGUACCCCGAUAUCUGGGCCCAUAAUAAAAGAAAAGGCAAUAGCUUUGCACAAAAAACUAGAAGCCGGAAGUGAGUUCACCGCUAGUGAAGGCUGGAUUGAUCGCUGGAAAACCCGUCAUGGCGUCCGGUUUGUUUCAAUUACUGGAGAAAAACUAUCCGCUGAUGCUGAGGCGGCCAAGAAGUUUGCUAUGAAGUUUCGAGAAAUUGUCGAACAAUAUGAACUGUUACCUUGCCAAGUCUAUAACAUUGACGAGACAGGCUUAAACUAUAAAAUGCUUCCAAAUAAAACACUCGCUUCAUCAAAUGAUACCGUGGCAGGAACGAAACUUAUACAAGAUAGGCUAAUCAUUGCACCUUGCAGCAACGCUGAUGGGACACACAAGCUUCCCCUGUUCGUUAUUGGUAAAUCUAAAAAGCCUAGGGCAUUCAAAAACAUAAAUUUAUCUUCCUUGCCAGUUUAUUAUCGCAAUCAAAAAUCUGCUUGGAUGGAUUGCUAUCUUUUCAAAUCUUGGUUUAUCGACGAGUUUGUUCCAUCUGUUGAAACGGACUUGAAUCAAAAAUAG